UACUGUUCUUUCAGCCAGGGAAAUGAAAAGGCGGCUACCACCAGAAUUUCAUGCCAACAGACGUAGAAGGAUUGAAGAACAAACCUUAUCGCUCGAAGCGCCUUCAUCUUCCCAGGCUGACAGUGUUUCAGCAGAUUCCAUUUCUGUAUCCACUGAGAACUUUCAACCCAGUGCAACAUCAACUCCUAAAGGAAAGAAGAGAAGACCACACAAAAGAAAAGUACCAGUGCAUUUGAUGAAAUGGAGAUUACAGCAAAAGAAAUCUAAAGGAGAAGAAAAAUCUGGGCCAUCAAUAUCUUCUUCCACCUUAGAGUCAAAUCUAAAAAACAGCGUCCUUGAUGGCACCUCUGAUUUUGCUACAAUUGUGCCACCAAUCCCCUCAAUUGGUCUAUAACCAGCUUUGAACCAUGAGAUUGAUACCACCUCAAUGCGAAAUAGUGGAGUUUCUUACGUGGAGAGUAACGUCUGUGAUACUUUACUAACAAGAUAUGAUGAGUAUCCAGAUCUAAUAGUUGAGCCGGAUGGAAGACCACCCAAAGACGAUUUUAAUAUUAUUUCUGGCCGAUUUAUUGUGGACGGCAAACAUCUUGUGCAAGAAUUGAGAUCUUUGGACUACCAUAGAUACAAGUGUGAAAAAGUGAUAAUGGUUAUAUGACACUGGUGUCUUCAACUUCAAAAGCAUUAGAAUGGACAAUGAAGUUUGUUGUAUGGACAGCUCCACGAACCAGCUUCCAUAAAUGCGUUUCAAGAAAUGGAAGAAAUUUAAGUUCAGCCCUGCGGUUUGUUUGUUGCCAAAGAACAUGACUUCUUGGCGGCUUCAC
This is a messenger RNA of Nilaparvata lugens (brown planthopper), 821 nucleotides long. RefSeq lists its product as uncharacterized. The transcript has 5 exons. Lineage: Eukaryota; Metazoa; Arthropoda; Insecta; Hemiptera; Delphacidae. Bases 23 to 394 code for a protein of 123 amino acids. The record is from RefSeq and is a predicted model, not a curated record.